Camellia sinensis is the source of this 2184-nucleotide messenger RNA. RefSeq lists its product as uncharacterized. The record is from RefSeq and is a predicted model, not a curated record. Lineage: Eukaryota; Viridiplantae; Streptophyta; Magnoliopsida; Ericales; Theaceae. Gene Ontology annotation, cellular component: membrane. Gene Ontology annotation, biological process: glucosylceramide biosynthetic process. Gene Ontology annotation, molecular function: ceramide glucosyltransferase activity.
CCCCACCCAACGGCUCUCGCUCUCCAAAAACAACAUACUCCUAUUUUAGUUUGUAAGUUUGUACUUGCAUGCUUGUGGCUCGGCUGUGCUUCGAAAUAUAAAAUUACGCGGUCUCUCACAUUUCAUAUCUCUUUCUUUCUCUCUCUUCAUUCCACUUUCUCUCUCUACCUUCGUUCCUUCCAUCCAUGGCGAUCUGACAGAAUAUGGAUACAGAGAGUGAAAGGCUGAUUUUUUAGCUGAAAUCUAGGCAUUUUUUUGGGGCUCUCGUUCUUGCCCUAACACCAUUUGGAGAGGAGAGAGGCCGCAUAGUCUCUGAUGACAAUGUCGGCAUUCGACCCUCUCGAUGCGUUUCUCAUCUAUACUAGCAGAGCCUUUUGUAGUCCUUUUGCUGUUUUUAUUCAGAUCCAGGGAUAUGUUAUUUGCUUAACUCUUGCUUUUGGGUGGGUGUUAGCUGCUUAUGUCAGGAGUAGAGAGAUUAGACAGAUGAAACAUAGUCUGAAAGGUGGUAACAGCUUUGCAUUUCUUUAUCAUGAUAUUAAUGACCUCCAGCACUCUAAUCAGGUUAACCUGCCAAGAGUGACCAUUGUAAUGCCAUUAAAAGGCUUUGGAGAGCACAAUCUGCAUAAUUGGAGAAGCCAGAUCACGUCUCUAUAUGGUGGUCCUUUGGAAUAUCUUUUUGUGGUGGAAAGUACAGAAGACCCUGCUUACCAUGCCAUACAUCGGUUACUGGCAGAUUUUAAGGAUGAUGUUGAUGCAAAAAUUAUUGUAGCUGGUUUGUCAACAACUUGUAGUCAAAAAAUUCACAAUCAAUUGAUUGGGGUGGAGAGAAUGCAUGAAGAGAGCAAGUAUGUGUUGUUCCUUGAUGAUGAUGUUAGGCUGCAUCCUGGGUCAAUUGGAGCGCUCACUGUUGAAAUGGAAAAGAAUCCUGAAAUUUUUAUUCAAACUGGAUACCCUCUUGAUUUACCGUCUGGAAGUUUAGGAAGUUACUGCAUCUAUGAAUAUCAUAUGCCUUGCUCAAUGGGGUUUGCUACUGGUGGGAAAACAUUUUUUUUGUGGGGAGGAUGCAUGAUGAUGCAUGCAGAUGAUUUUAGGAAAGACCGUCAUGGUGUGGUUUCGGAACUUCGAGAUGGGGGAUACUCUGAUGAUAUGACUCUUGCAGCUAUAGCUGGGGCUCAUAACAGGCUCAUUACAUCACCACCUGUUGCUGUUUUUCCUCACCCCCUUGCAAGUGAUCUUAAUUUCUCAAGGUACUGGAAUUACUUGAGGAAGCAAACAUUUGUUCUGGAAUCAUACACCACAAAGGUUAACUGGAUAAUGAACCGGGCGUUAUUUUCUACCCACUGCUACUUAUCGUGGGGAUUUGUAGCACCAUACUGUAUGGCUGUUGUUCAUGUUGCAGCAGCAUUAAGUAUUCAUUCUAAAGGGCAAUCACUUCAGGAUACAGCUCUUACUUCUCGUGGGUUGGAACUAGCAGGCGGCCUAGCUAUAUGCACUUUUCUAGAACUUCUCUCUAUGUGGAACUUGACAAGAAUAGAAGUUCAAUUAUGCAAUUUGUUAUCUCCUGAGGCGCCGCCAGUGUCACUUGGUUCUUACAACUGGUGCCUUGUAUUUAUUGCAAUGCUGGUGGAUAAUUUUUUAUACCCUAUCUCUGCAAUUCGUUCACAUUUUUGUCAGUCUAUCAAUUGGUCUGGCAUUCGAUACCACUUGAAGGAUGGGAAGAUAAGCAAGAUUGACAGAAGUAAGGAUCAAGGUCCAAAAUUCACGGAUUUGGGAGGAAAGCGUUUAUAUGGGAAGAGAGGAGCUCAGCCAAAAUCGUCCAUCCUCGGUUCUUUAUCAAGAAGUCUGGCCUAUUGGCGCCAACCCAAGAAAUUUGAAGUCUAAAAAUGGUGUUCAAAAAAAAGAAAUUGGUGUGAUUUUUGGCUCCUCAGGCAAGGUUGCUUUGGGAGAAGAACUUUGUGGGGAAAUAAUUCUUACAUGUAGUUUGGCCAAUCCAUCUUUGAUUUAAAUGCUAUGAUUUGAUUCAUUUAUCAAUACCCAUUCAAUCAAUUAAUUCUUGAGCUUCAACGCUCCGCUGUAGGUUUUUUUUUUUAUUUAUAAUUUUUAUAAUGAAUUUUGUGAAGUUAUUUAUACAUUAAAAAUUAGUGUAAGACAGAAAAUUUGUGCAAUAGUAUUCAUUUUUCUUGA